Messenger RNA from Elephantulus edwardii (Cape elephant shrew), 438 nucleotides. RefSeq names its product proteasome assembly chaperone 3-like. The record is from RefSeq and is a predicted model, not a curated record. Gene Ontology annotation, biological process: proteasome assembly. The transcript has a single exon. Lineage: Eukaryota; Metazoa; Chordata; Mammalia; Macroscelidea; Macroscelididae. The coding region runs from base 1 to 438 and encodes 145 amino acids.
AUGGAAAGCAAGCCGGUGGUGGUCUCCAAGCACCGGCGAGCAGUGCUGUGUGGCGUCCCCACCCAGGUGGUGUGCACAGCCUUCAGCAGCCACAUCUUGGUGGUGGUGACCCAGUUCGGGAAAAUGACCCUAGUCUCCCUGGAGCCCAGCGAGGUGGCCAAUGACAUAAGCAAGCCCAUGCUCACCACCAAAGUCCUCUUCGGGCAGGACGAGCCUCUCAUCCACAUCUUUGCUGAGAACCUGGUGACAUUUGUGUCUCAGGAAGCUGGGAACAGAGCGGUCCUGUUGGUGGUCGCUGUGAAGGACCGCAGCAUGGAGGGGGUGAAGGCCUUGCGGGAGGUGAUUCGGAUGUGUCAGGUGUGGCGAGGGGUCAUGGGGCUGCUGACCAGGACCAGGAUCAGUUGGACACUCAGCUCCCCCACCCCCGCCUUGGUGUGA